This is a messenger RNA of Ectocarpus sp. CCAP 1310/34, 457 nucleotides long. NCBI's taxonomy places the organism in Eukaryota, Phaeophyceae, Ectocarpales, Ectocarpaceae. The record is from the annotation of a GenBank genome assembly.
AUGCACUUCGCGGGCUGGGCCGACGAGGGAAACCUCGAGUGUCUCCUGGCCGGAAUGACCCUUCUCUUCAACCCCAGCCUGUUCCAAUCGGAGACGUUCUCCAUCGUCAAUAUCCAGGCGAUGUCGGCCGGGACCCCCGUGGCCGCGUUCGGCAUCGGUGGGAUGCUAGAGUACGGCAACCUGGCACUCUUGGACGACACCGACCCCGGCGCGAUCUCGACGGCGAUCGCGGGUAUCCUACUUGAUCGCCCACGCCUCGAGGCCUUGGCCGAGAGGGGCAGGGCACACGUUUCGUCCGCCUUUAGGGCGGACGUUGCGUUGGAUCGCUGGGCCGAACUCUACCAGAGUCUAGAUGUUUCUAACAGAGGGAUGAUGUGCAACGACUAGGGCUUCUUCGCCGUGGAGAGACGAGGGGUUCGGGUGUGCGUUAGAGGUGGGUAGAUUCAGAGACUCUGUU